CAUGAGUCAGAGUCAUCCCUUGCUUCCUCUGAUGCAAAAUUCUGGACCCAAUUGUGAGAGUGUUCCAGUUGGUUUUGGUGAGCAUCCAAGACAUCAUAAACUUGGGACUGGGACAUUUAUUCCAGAUCCAGAGAGUUACAAGCAAAGGGUUAAAUUUCAUGCAAGAAAGCGUAAUUAUGACCGUCCUAGGGAAGGUAGGUUCAAUUACGAAUAUGAAAGGACAAAUAGUGGUGGUGCUGACUAUAAUUAUGGGAACCUUGUAUGGAAGCCAGUGGAGAUUAAGCGUUACACGAAUAUUGGAAACCAUAAAGAAGCAUCCAGUUCUUCAACUGCUGGUACAAAUUCUGAAAAGGAUUUUGCACAUUCUUCUUCUAAUCAGCCAUCAUCCCCCAAUAUUAGCGGGGUUAAUAUGAAAGACUCUACCUCUCAAUGAAGAUGAUGCUGAUUUCCUCUCGCUGUUCAGAGCC
Molecule: messenger RNA, 467 nt
Organism: Arachis duranensis
Lineage: Eukaryota; Viridiplantae; Streptophyta; Magnoliopsida; Fabales; Fabaceae
Exons: 4
Coding region: 2-433 (143 amino acids)
Source: RefSeq, a predicted model, not a curated record